AUGAAGAAGCGCUCGGGCAUUUUCGCCCAAGGAAGGCGAGAGGAGGAGUACGCAGACCCAGACGAGAGAGACCCCAGGCGCGAAGAGUCUCCAGAUCCUGUAAGGCGCGCGACCGCCGCCCAGUUGGCCAACCGCAAGAUCAAGGCUCCCAAAUCCCGCCUCGCUCACGCUGCUGCUUCGGGCUUCAGCGCAAGCGCACCCGCGCCUGCCAGCAAUCCCUUCAACUUCGGCGGCCCUGCUGCAGGCGCAAGCACCCCCGCGAACCCCUUCAGCUUUGGCUCCCAGCAAUCCACUUCAACCCCGCCGAGCUUUGGCGCGAAUAGCAACACCACGUCAUUCAACUUUGGAGGCGCCCAACAGUCAACACCAGCUCCAGGUGGCUUCAACUUCGGAGGCAGUACCCAAACACAGAGUCCCGCGCCUUUCAGCUUUGGUGGCCAGCAGUCUGCUGCCAAUGGUGUUGCCACUCCGGCCUUUGGUGCGUCGCAGCCCGCUCAAGCAGCAGGAGGUUUUGGAAGUGGCAGCACAACCAGCGGCUUCAAGUUCCAGGCUCCGCAGUCCACCCCAUCCGCGCCCGCCUCCGACGUCAAUAAGCCCAGUUUCGGUGGUAAUAGUCCUCGGGCAUCUCCAGCGCCGUCGCCCGCACCCAGCAACCUCUUCACCAACUCUUCAUUCCCCCAGUUCGGUAGCACCAAUGCCACGUCGAGCUCCUCCGUACCCACAAGCCUCUUCAGUACCGCGCCAUCGAGUUCUUCUGCGCCGAGCGGCUCCCUCUUCACCACCGCGUCUUUCCCUCCAUUUGGAGGUAGCACCGCCGUAUCUAAGCCCAGCGCCACCACCGCCCCGACCACAUCCCUCUUCAACCUCGGCAGCGCCAGCAACACCUCCAGCUCCGCUACGGUGAAAGAGACCGCGAAAGCUCCAUCGUUCAACUUCGGCGCCACGACUGCGGCUCCCGCAACCGAUACCGGCAAAACCCCUCUCUUCAAAUUUGGUGCCAGCGCUACGAGCUCGGCUCCGUCCAAUGACACGGCGAAAGCUCCCUCGUUCGGUUUUGGUGCGAACUCUGCCGCAACAAGCAGCCCAGCGCCCGCGAAAGACACACCGAACCCCGCCCCCUUCAGUUUUGGCGGCAGUAAGAGCACCGCCCCGGCGGACGAAUCCGCGAAGACCUCAACUCCCUUCUCAUUUGGCAGCAGCAGCAGCACUGCCACCAGCUCUGCUCCGGCGAGCAAUGCAUUCUCGCAGUCGUCCUUUCCCGCCUUUGGUGGAAAAGCCGGUACAUCGACAACUUCUGAGCCAACGAGUAACACCCUGUCGCAAUCCUCCUUCUCCACGUUUGGAGGCGACAAGCCUGUGACAACUUCCGCUCCUUCCGACAACAUCUUCUCGAAGUCGUCUAUGCCUGCCUUUGGGGCCGCUGAGACUCCGAAAUCCUCCUCCUUAUUCAAUCUUGGUCAAUCUCAAGCGCAAGCAGCUAGUAGUUCACCUAGCGCUUCGAAGAGCACACCCACCACCCAACCGCCGAAGUUCGACUUUGCAUCCGUUUCUUCUCAAUCUACUCAGGCUACAGCAACUGAUACAGUUGGCAAAACACCGGAACCCAAAGAAUCUAGUUCGAAGGAAACCACGUCGGUAUUUCCCGGAACGACCUCUGCGACAUCAACUCCAUUCGGUCGGCCCAGUCUGUCACAGUCUAGCGCAGGCACGGCCGCUCCCAAGUCAUCGGUCCCAGCCUUUCCGCCUUCAUCUACAACAUCGACUACGUCCCAAUCAGUGCCAACGGGCGCCCCUGAAACUACGCCGGUACCGGGUAUCCCUCGGGCACGGAUUCCAGAAGAGUGGAACGGAGCAACACCUUCCGCCGUUGAAACCGCUCGUCGUCCCAGUUCUGGUACUCAAGAUUCUAGGGUCGCCGAUUUGCUAGCGGAGCUAGAAACGUUGAAUAAGAAAUUCCGGCAGAAGCUGGAGAGCUUAGCCCCCUUGACGGAUUGGUCUCCGGUAUCCCGCUGGCACCUGAAAGAGACGAAGAAGAUUAUGACGCAGAUCGUGGAUCUCAGAAAGGAACAGGCAAGGCGUAAUGGUGUCACCGGAUACGAGUCCGCUCUGUCAACAAAGCGAAAGGCUGCAGAAGGUGCUGAACGCGAUGUCGAGCCAACCACUCCGUCGAAAAAAGCACGCGGGCCCUCCCCUCCACCUCAAAGCGGUGUUAGCUUCACGCCAAAGGCUGCUCCUCCUACCAGGAACCCGUUGCAGGCACCUUCUUCUUCUGGUUUCAGUCACAAGCCAACCACAGCAGAACCAAAGCCUGCGUCAACCCAAUCACAAACAUCAAACCUCUUCGGCAACAUCUUGGGCAAGGCAUCUGCGACUCCGAGCACUGAGAGCUCCACCCCUCCUGCCAGCGGUGGGCUGUUUGCCCCUUCCACGAAGUUGAGCGCAUCCAUCAGCGGCAUGCCCACGUCUGGCGCCUCCCAGACGCAGGCUCCUUCACCAUCACAAGGGUUCAGUCCGUCUCCCACAGCUGAUCUGAACGAGAAGCCAUCUUCGGCGGGUUUCAAACCAUCGACGACGUUGAGUUCCGCCGGCAAAGAUGCCACUCCCUCUUUUGGGUUCAAGCCAUCAGCCUCCUCCAAUGCACCCAACGAGAGCACUCCAUCCUUCGGUUUCAGGCCAUCGACCGGAACUUCCACGCAAGAUAGCAGUUCUUCAGGCACGAAUAUGUUCAGUCUGUUUGCGAAGAAUGCCAAGACCGCCGAACAGCUGACCGCAGAGAGGAAGGCCAAGGCCAAGGCGGAAGAUUUUGAUUCUGAUGAAGAGACGGAGGAGCAAUGGUCCGCUCGUUGGGAUAGGGAGGAAGCCGCUAGGAAAGAAGAAGAAGCUAAGAAGGCGCAAUCCGCACAGGGCUUCUCCGUCCCAGCAUCUAGCGCAUCCACCACCUCUACCCCCCCUGCGACGUCGUUCGAUGUGUCGAAGGCUACCAGUGGAACCACAUCUGUGUUGGCUUCUGGAGCUGCGAGCCCAGCUGCUUCGGCGUCCGCUGCAGGGUCAGUCUUUGGUACAUCGAGUGCAGCGCCUUCCCCCGGCGCGAAUAUUUUUGGCCAUCUCUCAUCCGCAGCUUCAUCGGCUCACCAAGAUGAUACGGAUGAAGAAGAGGAAGACGAAGGUGACGAGCAUGAGGAGGGAAAUCAGGAGGAGCAAGAGCCUGAGGAUGAGUCCCAAGAUGAAGGUGGAAGCACUCCUAGAGCAUUCUCACCGAAGCGCAAACUUGCGGAUUCAGAAUCCGGGGCCGACACCGAGGAAGACAGUGGAGAAUCAGCCAAGAAAAAGACGGAUACAGGAUCGUCGAAACCAAGCCUCAUGUCCCGCAUCACAUUCGGGGAGAAGUCUUCCGCUACGGCGGACGGUCCGUCAUCGAGUGUGAAUGGAUCUGUCGCCACGCCAACAGCUAAGAAACCCUUCUUCUUCGAUUUUGCCAAUGCUGCGCCCAAGACUGCUCCGUCCAAAUCCUCGUCUUUUGCGGGUGAUCAAACCUUCAAGCCCGGCACCCCCAUCAAAUUCGCCCCGACGACGGAGACGGCCGCUCCAAAACCCACUUUCAGUUUUCAACCUGCAACACCCUCGUCUAGCGACACCGCACCGAAGCCCGCGCCAUUUGCAUUCCUCAGCCAGUCGGCGGGCUCGGCGAACAAACCAUCCUUCUUGACGCCGAGCGCAGGUCAGUCUGCCGCAGGUUCUGUAACCUCCUCGGUCUUCUCGUCGCGCGCUCCGACGCCGCUCUCCGAUGCCGGUGUUGGCAGCGAGAAAGAGUCUGGCGGCGACGCAGGUGAGGAGGAUGAGGAAAACAAGGGCCCGCAGCUCGACCUCUCCACCCUCACCGACGAUGAGAAGGCUUCUCACGACGUCCUCUUCCACGCCGAAACCGCCCUCGCCAAGCAUGAAACCGGCACUGGCUCCGACAAGGCAUGGAAGACGUUUGCCCGCGCCCCCAUCUGGAUCCUGAAGAACAAGGAAUCCGGCAAAGCCCUGGUCCGCAUGCGUAUCGCCAGCGGCGCCACGCCCGUCAACUACAACAUCCUCGCUAGGCUACCUUCGCAGACGGCGGGGAAGAGCAAGACGAUGGUUUUGGCGCCGAGACUUGGGACGGAUGGGAAGCUGUCGCGCAUCUUGUUUGUGUUUAAGACGAAGGAGCUGGCGGAGGAGUUUUUGGAGACGUUUAAUGCCAAUAUGCCAGAGGCUUAG
Westerdykella ornata is the source of this 4242-nucleotide messenger RNA. RefSeq lists its product as uncharacterized. Gene Ontology annotation, cellular component: nuclear pore. NCBI's taxonomy places the organism in Eukaryota, Fungi, Ascomycota, Dothideomycetes, Pleosporales, Sporormiaceae. The record is from RefSeq and is a predicted model, not a curated record. Bases 1 to 4242 code for a protein of 1413 amino acids. The transcript has 2 exons.